AUGGGCGUAGCGGGUACAAAAGAGCCUCCUCGAAACGUCACAUUUGAAAAUCAAUUACUUUUAACUGAAGCUGCUUUACAACAAUUACAAUCAUCUGUCGGUAAAGAUGUACCAAAUGCCGUAUCACAACGUGCAAGCCAAUUAACAGAUGGAACUCAAAAUAAUGCUCCAUUGCCAACAAUCGAAACUUCUGGUACAGUUGAAACAUGGCGCGCAUUAUCAUCGAGUGUUAACGAUGUUGAAUUAAAACGUUUACGCGAAGAAUAUAAACAAAAAUUAAUUGAACAUGAAAAACAAAAUCGUGAUAAAUAUGGUUUAAGUAAAGAAAAUUUAGAACGAUCUAUAGAAAAAUUAGAAAAAAAAUUUUCAAAAUAUUCCUAUGUGCCAGUAUGUGAAUUAGAACGAAAUGAUAUUGAAAAAUGUUAUAUUAAUAAUUCAAAACAUGUGCUUCUAUGUUCGGAGUUAGCCGAAAAAUUUAUAAAGUGUGUUAAUAAUCAUCGUGAAAUGUCAAUGAAUACAUUGAGAAAAGUGGAGACAGAACAUUACCCUAACCAACAACAACAACAACAACAACAGCAGCAGAAAGAUCAUUCAGAAGGAAAAUAUCAUCAUGAAACGUCAUCUCAUACGCAGACAACACCUCAGCCAACACCACCAAUUGGAAGUCUAAAUUAA
Messenger RNA from Didymodactylos carnosus, 675 nucleotides. The record is from the annotation of a GenBank genome assembly. NCBI's taxonomy places the organism in Eukaryota, Metazoa, Rotifera, Eurotatoria, Philodinida, Philodinidae.